This is a messenger RNA of Siniperca chuatsi (mandarin fish), 2377 nucleotides long. RefSeq names its product calcium release activated channel regulator 2B (gene cracr2b). The record is from RefSeq and is a predicted model, not a curated record. Gene Ontology annotation, cellular component: dendritic spine; synaptic vesicle; trans-Golgi network transport vesicle. The transcript is spliced from 19 exons. NCBI's taxonomy places the organism in Eukaryota, Metazoa, Chordata, Actinopteri, Centrarchiformes, Sinipercidae. Gene Ontology annotation, biological process: protein secretion; protein localization to plasma membrane; regulation of exocytosis. The coding region runs from base 158 to 2116 and encodes 652 amino acids. Gene Ontology annotation, molecular function: calcium ion binding; GTPase activity; GTP binding.
CCUUACCGCCACCCAGCGGCUAAAGUCAGUAUCUGACUGAAGUACAGUGAGUUAAUCAAAGGUGGUGGACACCUGCGUCCAGUAACUUACGUUGUAGAAAUGCCAUCUAACCUGAAGAGGGAUUGUGUGUGAUGCUUGUGUCUGUCAUAAAUCAGUAAUGUCUAAGUGGCUGAAUGAUGGCGAAGUGCUGGUGGGUCAAGGCAGUGCUGAGGCAGUACCAGUGAGCCCCAGACCGCGGGGCCUACCAGCUGGGAGCCCCAUGCUGGGCAGGGGACGUAGUCCACUGGUUUCACCCAGUGGCAGAGAGGCAGUGCCAGGAAGCCCGCAGGCAGAGACCAUGGGCAAGGCCAAGGAGCUGUUUGUGUUGUGUGACAAAGAGGGGAAAGGGUUCAUCACAAAGCGAGAUAUGCAGAGGCUACAAGGGGAGUUGCCGCUGUCCCCUGAACAGCUGGAGACAGUGUUUGAGAGUCUGGACCGACAGAGCAAUGGAUUCCUCACUCCUGUUGAGUUCAACACAGGACUUGGUGAGUUGAUGGGGAUGGAGGACACCACUGAGCUGAGUCAAGACGAAGUAGAGGAGGAUACGGACCGGGCGGACUCGUCCCAAGACCCCGCUGCAGUUAGAUUUGUAAACAUACUGAUGGAGCUGGGCGCUGACGAACUCUUCAAUGAUCAGCAGGAGUUCUGUUCUCUGUGGUGUGAACUCCAGAGAGACAGACCAGAGCUGCUGAGUGUCCUGGAAGGCGUCCUGAUCCACGCAGUGUCCCAUUUGCAGGACUCCAUCAGAGAGAGAGAUAGUCUGGAACAAGCUCUACGCAGACGGGAGAGUGAACAUGAUCAGGUUGUUCGGUCCAUAUAUGAAGAAAUGGAAAACCAAAUACGAGAGGAGAGAGAGAAAGGCCUGGCUAAGGACAGUAUUAGACAGAAGCAGAGAGGGCAACAACUUGAGGAGGAGCUGAAGAUGCGGGAGCAAGAGUUGGAGAAUACACUGACCAAACAGAAAGAGCUGGAGACCAGAAUCCGGCAGCUGAGCUGUGAACAGGCAAACAUCAAGGAGCAGAACCAGCAGCUGCGGAGCCUCAACAUCCAGUUACAGGAGCAGGUGGAGAGCAGCAGAGAGCAGCUGCAGGCCGCUCUGGGUCAGCUCAGCCUGCUGCAGCUCGACACUGCCCAGAAACAAGUGGCCAGACAGACAAACGUAAUGAAGGUGUCAAGGAACCUGCAGAAAGAAAAGGAAAGUCUCUUGAGACAGCUGGAGCUGUUGAGGGAUAUGAACAAAAGGCUGCGAGAUGAGAAAGAUGCCCAACAGUCUCAGAAGAGGAAUCCACAUGUCACAGAGACUUUGCAGAAGAAAGGGUCAGUCAUAGGUAACUACUUACUGCAAGACAAGCCAUUGAAAAGACAGCUGAGCUCAUCCGAUGAGUUGGAGCAGGACAAAGACAAAGAGAUGACAAAUUCAUCCAAGAGACACCAACCGUCAUGUAGAGUCAGGUGUGAAAAUGUUGAACAGAUGCAAACUCAGAGCAAAAUUGUCAGUCCUCAGCGAGUGUUCAAGGUGGUAUUCCUGGGUAACUCAGGGGUGGGUAAGACCUCCUUCAUCCAGCACUACUGCACGGGACACUUCUACAGUAAAAUGAACGCUACUGUUGGUAUAGAUUUCCAGAUGAAGACUUUAACUCUGGGCUCCACCACCAUCGUCCUGCAGCUCUGGGAUACUGCAGGACAGGAGAGGUUUCGCAGCAUCACUGAGCAGUACUACCGUAAAGCUGACGGUAUCCUCGCAAUGUACGACGUCACUUGCUCCCCCUCCUUCACCGCUGUGAGAGGAUGGAUGGACUCUGUCAAGGAGAAGAUGUGUGACGGUGCCGUACUGAUGCUGCUGGCGAACAAGCUGGACCUGGCAGACAGUUGCAGCAGAAAAGUGACAACAGUUGAGGGGCAGAGACUAGCAGAGCAGCACCAAGCUUUGUUUUACGAGUGCAGUGCCAAAACUGGAUGUAGGAUGGAAGAGCUGAUGACUGAUCUGGCUGAGAUGUUAGUUUCCCAACAUGAUCGACAAUGUGAAGAUGCACUUUUACUGACUGAGGACACUGCUAAAAGAGGCUGCUGUACAUAAACAGAAGAGGAAAGCAAACGCCCAGGUGUCAACACCAUGGUUGACCGCUGUUACAUUUGUCUUUGUUGGGACAGUCGGAUGGAGUUAUGGGGAAUGAAUGAGUCCCACACUGACUAAAGAGUGUUACCCAAGUCCUGAAGUCACUUCAAGACACAAAGAGUGCCAUUUUUCUGUGAACAAAUUUACUGAACAGUAUCUCUAAUGUUUGCAUAUAUUGUUAUAUAUCUUUAUAAUCCAUCCAAUAAAAGAUAUUUUUGAUGA